GAACAGAACUACGAACUCCGAACUCGUCAGCAAUAGCAAUCCCGGAAUGGGGCGGACGAUCGAGGGAGCUGCGCUUGGUUGCGUUUAUUUUUCAUAAGGUCGAUUCCCGCUCGUUCCCGUCAGUGAGAUCCUGGUAGUCGGCGGAUGUUUGGGAAUUUAUCUAUGUCGCGAUCACGUUGAAAGAGGCACAAUCAUGUCGGAGCCAGAUAAACAAUCCAGCGAACCGUAUCGCCAAUUAGAGGAAUCACAUGGCGCCGAGCUGAAUGUCGGCGCACAAGGCACGUCGAGCUGCCACACGAGCUUGGAGAACGGCGCCGAACGGUCGAUGGAACUCUCCUCCGUUGUGGUCAUACCCGAUGACACAUUUACUGUGGUACAAGCCAUCAAUGCGUUGGGCUUUGGAAAGUUCCAAGUAAAAUUGUCUCUGUUCACGGGUCUCUGUUGGAUGGUAGACAGUAUGGAGAUCACAAUACUGAGUAUCCUAAGUCCAUCCUUACAUUGCGAUUGGGGCAUUUCUAGAUACCAACAAGCACUGACUACAACGGUAGUAUUUCUUGGUAUGAUGUUAAGCUCUACUUUCUGGAAUAAUUUGAGCGACAGAUACGGUCAUAAGCAAGCUUUAACCUUGUGCGCGGUGCUGUUGGCCUAUUACGCAUUUCUGAGUUCAUUUGCGCCGAAUUUUCUCUGGAUCCUGUUGCUUAGAGGCGUUGUGGGGUUUGCUAUUGGUUGUGUACCACAAUCAGUGACCCUAUACGCAGAGUUUCUGCCAGCGAAACAACGUGCAAGAUGUGUUAUUUUACUGGAUUGUUUUUGGGCUCUCGGAGCUUGUUUUGAAGUGGCGAUUGCAUUAAUCGUGAUGCCCAAUUUUGGAUGGAGGUGGCUUCUUAUAUUAUCAUCCAUUCCAUUAUUUAUAUUCGCUGUAAUAACACCGUGGCUGCCGGAAUCUACAGUGUUCGAUAUGACAGCUGGAAGAACAGAUCGUGCAAUUUCGACGUUAGAACGUGUAGCCAGAGAAAAUAAGAAAUCGUUGCCUCUAGGAAGACUAGUUAUGGAUCGAUUUUAUCAAGGCCAUCAUGGACGAUUUAAAGAUGUUCUGAGCAAAGAAAUGUGCAGAACGUCUGCUUUACUUUGGCUCGUAUGGAUGAGCACAGCGUUCUGCUACUAUGGAGUGGUGCUAAUGACAACUGAACUUUUUCAUACAUCAUCAGAGCAAUGUAGCGCAUGGGGCACGAACAACGACGAGGGUACGUGCCAACUUGACUGCCGAUUACGGCGUAGCGACUAUAUCGAUCUACUUUGGACAACGCUGGCGGAGUUUCCCGGCAUAUUCUCCACCGUUUACGCGAUCGAGAAAAUAGGCAGGCGAAAGACGAUGGCCUGCCAGUUAGUCAUGUUCGCCGUAGUGGUUUGCUUCCUGGGCAGAACCUGUCUGUUGAGCAGAGCGGUGCUGACCAUUGCCGUUUUCCUAGCCAGGGGCUUGAUCGCCGGUGUGUUUCAGGCCGCGUACGUGUACACGCCGGAGGUGUACCCUACGCAUUUGCGAAGCAUAGGCGUGAGCGCGUGCAGCGCUAUGGCACGAAUCGGCGCUAUGAUCACUCCGUACAUAGCGCAGGUAUUUUUGCAAUGGUCCAUCACGGGGGCCAUGAUCAUUUACGCGACAACCGCUCUGUGUGCUGCAAUUGCUACGCUCGCGCUUCCCGUGGAGACGAAGAAUCAACAAUCAAAUGACGCGCCUCAGGAAAGUAGAUAGGCAUUCUUUGCAACGAAGUAUUUUAGUAUAUUGACCGAAAUUUACUCUACUCUAUCUCGCAUUAUUUAGGAUACCUUUUUAUUCUUAUUACAUUGCGAUAUAUAUGUAAUAACAGAUGUGUAUACACAGUCGGCUCUUGAUUAAUUGAGAACUCGUCUUGUGUAUUCGUACAUGACCAUAUAUGCGAACAAUUUUAGUCGUUAUCAAUGUAUUAUUUAAUCAAAUGGACGUAUCUUUAUUUUUUAAUUAUAUAUAAUAACACGCCUAUAUAUUUAAUCUAUUUAUUAUAUAGUGUAGAAACAAGGGAAUUUUUUAUUGUUAACAAGGGAAAUUUUUUCAUCUACUCAAGGAUUUAUUAUCAAAAUGUUAAUUCUAAGUUACACAAUAUAUACAAACACAAAGACUGACACGUGUGCGACUUUUAAGAAAAGUGCCAAAACAAAUAUUGAUCAAUGAAUAUUGUAUGCUCUCAAUUUCGUAUAUUGUAUAAUUUUGAAUUUACUCUUAAUGGUAACGAUUGUAAGUAUUUGAUGGAAUAUAUAAAUAAAAUUAGUUCAAUAUGA
Molecule: messenger RNA, 2313 nt
Organism: Wasmannia auropunctata (little fire ant)
Lineage: Eukaryota; Metazoa; Arthropoda; Insecta; Hymenoptera; Formicidae
Product: synaptic vesicle 2-related protein
Exons: 8
Coding region: 194-1750 (518 amino acids)
Biological process (GO): transmembrane transport
Molecular function (GO): transmembrane transporter activity
Source: RefSeq, a predicted model, not a curated record